Cutaneotrichosporon cavernicola is the source of this 1122-nucleotide messenger RNA. RefSeq lists its product as uncharacterized. The record is from RefSeq and is a predicted model, not a curated record. The coding region runs from base 1 to 1122 and encodes 373 amino acids. NCBI's taxonomy places the organism in Eukaryota, Fungi, Basidiomycota, Tremellomycetes, Trichosporonales, Trichosporonaceae. Gene Ontology annotation, biological process: tRNA threonylcarbamoyladenosine modification. The transcript is spliced from 4 exons. Gene Ontology annotation, cellular component: cytoplasm; EKC/KEOPS complex.
AUGAACACACCCAAGCCCAAGCCCAAGCCCAAGCUCUCGCCGCUGUCCAAGCCCAAGCGGCGCCUUCUCGCCCUCGGGAUUGAGGGGAGCGCGAACAAGCUCGGCGCCGGGGUUGUCGCACACGAACCCUCUGAGCAUGCUACGACUGUGACGGUCCUCUCGAAUGUGCGGCAUACAUACAUCACCCCGCCGGGAGAGGGGUUCUUGCCCUCUGACACGGCGCGACACCACCGCGAGUGGGCUGUGCGCGUUAUCAGGGAGGCCGUGAAGAAGGCUGGGGUGCGGAUGAGUGAUAUCGACGUGAUUGCGUUUACGAAGGGCCCCGGCAUGGGCACACCGCUGCAGGUCGGCGCGCUCGUCUCGCGCACCCUCAGCCUGCUUUACAACAUCCCACUCGUUGGCGUCAACCACUGCGUCGGCCACAUCGAGAUGGGACGGCACAUUACCAACAGCUCGAACCCGAUUGUGCUGUACGUUUCGGGCGGCAACACACAGGUCAUCGCCUACUCGCAGCAGCGGUACCGCAUCUUCGGCGAGACGCUGGACAUUGCGAUCGGCAACUGUCUUGACCGGUUCGCCCGCGUCAUCCAGCUGCGCAACGACCCGAGUCCGGGAUACAAUAUCGAGCAGGAGGCGAAAAAGGGGAAGCGCCUCGUGCCCCUUCCGUACGGUACUAAGGGGAUGGACGUGACCCUUGCGGGCAUCCUCAGUGCCGUCGAGGGAUACACGCAAGACCCGCGCUACCGGUCGUGGAACGACAAAAUCGAGGAGGGGGAGGACGUGAUCACGCCACACGACCUGUGUUUCUCUCUGCAGGAGACGACGUUUGCCAUGUUGGUGGAAAUUACGGAACGCGCGAUGGCGCAUGUUGGAGCGCGCGAUGUCCUGAUUGUCGGAGGAGUGGGGUGUAACAUGCGCCUGCAGGAAAUGAUGGGGAUCAUGUGCUCUGAGCGGAACGGGCGGGUGUUUGCGACGGACGAGAGCUUCUGCAUCGACAACGGGAUCAUGAUUGCGCAGGCGGGAAUGCUUGCGUUCCGGAUGGGCCAGGUGACCCCGAUUGAGAAGACGAGUGUGACGCAGAGGUUCCGGACGGACGCAGUGCACGUCACCUGGCGUGCGUGA